Emys orbicularis (European pond turtle) is the source of this 2592-nucleotide messenger RNA. RefSeq names its product high mobility group box 1 (gene HMGB1). Gene Ontology annotation, molecular function: DNA binding, bending. The transcript is spliced from 5 exons. The record is from RefSeq and is a predicted model, not a curated record. NCBI's taxonomy places the organism in Eukaryota, Metazoa, Chordata, Testudines, Emydidae. Gene Ontology annotation, biological process: regulation of transcription by RNA polymerase II. Gene Ontology annotation, cellular component: nucleus. Bases 218 to 865 code for a protein of 215 amino acids.
AGGAGCGGGGCUGUGUUGAGAGUAAUGUUACCAGCGCUGAGAGCGUGAGGAGGCUGCGUAUCGAUCCCGCUCUCAGCCAUUGCGGUGCAUUGGGCUACAGCGAGACCAGGCAGCACUGGGGGCCAGCGCGAGCAGCCGGGCAAGUGUCUCAGCGCCUGUGGCUCGCUGCUGAGUGACCGAGUGAGUGUGCGAGCGAGGGAGGCGAAAAUCAGCAAAAAUGGGCAAAGGUGAUCCUAAGAAGCCAAGAGGUAAAAUGUCUUCAUAUGCCUACUUUGUGCAAACUUGCCGGGAGGAGCACAAGAAGAAGCACCCAGAUGCUUCAGUGAACUUUUCAGAGUUCUCAAAAAAAUGUUCAGAACGGUGGAAGACUAUGUCUGUUAAGGAAAAAGGAAAGUUUGAAGAUCUGGCAAAGGCUGACAAGGUUCGUUAUGAAAGAGAAAUGAAAACUUAUAUACCACCCAAAGGGGAAACAAAAAAGAAGUUUAAGGAUCCUAAUGCACCGAAGAGGCCUCCUUCAGCUUUUUUCUUAUUCUGCGCUGAAUUUCGUCCGAAAAUCAAAGGAGAACAUCCUGGUCUGUCCAUUGGAGAUGUUGCAAAGAAACUGGGAGAGAUGUGGAAUAACACCGCUGCAGAUGAUAAACAGCCCUAUGAAAAGAAGGCUGCUAAACUGAAGGAGAAGUAUGAAAAGGAUAUUGCUGCAUACCGGGCUAAAGGAAAGCCUGAUGUAGGAAAAAAGGUAGUCGCCAAGGCUGAGAAGAGCAAGAAAAAGAAGGAGGAGGAAGAGGAUGAAGAUGAUGAGGAAGAUGACGAUGAGGAUGAAGAUGAUGAGGAAGAUGACGAGGAGGAUGAAGAUGAUGAUGAAUAAGUCUCUUCUAGAGCAAUUUCUUGUCUAUAAAGCAUUUAAACCCCCUGUACACAACUCACUCCUUUUAAAGAAAAAAAUUGAAAUGUAAGGCUGUGUAAGAUUUGUUUUUAAACUGUACAGUGUCUCUUUUUUUGUAUAGUUAACACACUACCGAACGUGUCUUUAGAUAGCCCUGUCCUUAGUGGUAUUUCAGUGGCCACUAAACUUGCCUGGUACAGUGUGGGGGUUGUAAAUUGGCAUGGAAGUUUUAAAGCAGGUUCUUGUUGGUGCACAGCACAAAUUAGUUCUAUAUGGGGAUGUAGUUCAUUUUUCAUCUUCAGUUGUCUCUGAUGCAUCAUAAAAAUAAUUGUUGUUCUGUUAACUGAAUACCACUCUGUAAUUGCAAAAAAAAAAGGAAAAAAAAAAAGUUGCAGCUGUUUUUGUUGACAUUCUGAAUGCUUCUGAGUAAAUACAAUUUUUUUUAUUAGUAUUGUUGUCCUUUUAAUAGGUGCCCUUGAAAAAUCAUAAUUUUUCUUUUUUGAGGGGAACUCAUCUUUGCUUUAUUGUAUGCCCAUUUGGGAUCACGUGAUUAUUACAGUUUUCAUCUUUUCAUAUAACCAGCUGAUAAACAAAGCUUUGAUCUGCAUACCCUUCAUAAUCAUGAUAGGGUAGGAAAAUAUAUAGGCAUAUGAUAAAACAGAAUUUUCUUCCAUAACUGGAAACAAAAAAUCUCAUCCAACUGAUAUUUGCUCGGAUUUUGUGAAAUGUAAUAUUGAGUUGCGUAAGUUUACCAGUCUUGGAGAGUUGAGAAGUAUAGAAUUCAAUUUUACAGUAUGGAAUACUUCAGAAAAAACCUCUAAAAUGCUGUCCUAGAAGGACCAGUAGGAAGGGUAUACUCUCAUCAUUGUGUGUGGGGAAUUUACAUGUGACUCCAUUACUAUGUAAUGGAAGUUGUAUUUGUAAAUCUCUGAACACUUGUAAGAGAUAAACAUGCCCCUAAAAUGUAUGAAGUUAAAAAUUAUAAAAGUACCAUAUUAAUUUUUUUUGUGACAACGUAGUGAUGGCUAUCGACUUUAUACCAUGAAACUCUCCUGGUAGUAAAUAGCCCACAAGAGAGGAUUUUCGUUCCAACAUUUUUAUAAAUGGUACCAUUAUUUGUUAAAUCUAUGUAAAUUCAUAUUUUUAAUUUUAAAUUCUAGUUUUAGCCCUUUAAACAAAGUUGUAUAUUGUCUCAAACUAAAAUGAGAUAAGAUGUAUUUUUCCUGUUAGGUUUUAUACCGCACUCUUCAUGUUUGCCCAUUUAUAAGUUAAAUAUAGUUGUAUGGAAAAGUACAUUUUAUUAAAUUUUUGCAUUUAAAAAGUGAAAUGUUUAACUAUGAUAUACCAACAAUGUCUAAUUUGAUCAAAUAUAGUUCUCUUCCAAAACCAAAGCAAAGUUUUUUUGCAUAUUCAGUAAAACUUCAAGUGCUGGCAACUGUAACUAUUUUCACAUAUACCUGCUUACCAGUUUGGGGGACAAUUUGGCAAUUUUGUGGUUAUAAAAUUAUGGUUCUCAAGUGCCAGUGUUUAAAAAUAGCAUUGUAAUUUUACACGCUUUUGUGAUGGAGUAUUGUUUUGUUAUACAAUUUUGACUUUCAGAUUCUUAUUUCAAUUUGCAUUUGUUUAUGUAUAACUUCAGGAGAAAUACUGAACACCUGAAUCCUGGAUGAUACUAAUAAACUAAUAAUUGCAGAGGUUUUAAAUAUUUA